Molecule: messenger RNA, 6732 nt
Organism: Dinoponera quadriceps
Lineage: Eukaryota; Metazoa; Arthropoda; Insecta; Hymenoptera; Formicidae
Gene: Trim9
Product: E3 ubiquitin-protein ligase TRIM9
Exons: 8
Coding region: 892-3027 (711 amino acids)
Molecular function (GO): zinc ion binding; protein binding
Source: RefSeq, a predicted model, not a curated record
UGGCGGUGUUGUUCUCUCCCAAGCGGGGUCUUCGGCGCUCAUUUACGAGUUAAUACGGCGAAACCGCGUGUGUACUUGCGCGUCAAGAUAACGACGUGCUUCGACUACUAAAGUCGCUCGACGAGCGACAUAUUUAUCGGUGAUCUUGGACUCGUUUGUCGCGCGCGUCCCGAAGAACGCGUUGGCGAAGAGAAAGAACAGGAGGAACAACGCGAGGCGGUACAGAAGUUGGCCGCGAAGAUGCGAAAAGCCCGCGAUGCGCGCGAUCGACAGGUGACACGCUGCCGCUGAAGAGUCCGCCGCUCGCCGUUUACCAGGUGUGUUCGCUCCGUUCCGCAACACGAUGGAUCGCCAGCGAGCGCGCCGCUGAGCGAGGUAGAUCGAGAGAGAGAGAAAGAUCGCCGUGAGUAAGGAUCGUUUGGCGCGAUCGAUCGGCGUCAGGCCGGUGCGCGACGUCCCGAGGAUCAGCGGGGGAUGAGAGAGAGAGAGAGACCAGAAAGCGUGUGUGAUUCCUGAGUUCAGAUCGAUCUAGGCUGAUAAUCGAUAGACGGGAGAACGAAGAUAGAAUAGAACGAAGGUUCAGCAGCGUCCCUCGUGCAGGCUCCUGCACUUCGAGGAAGCACGAGAGCUUCGAGCACGCUUGCUCACGGUGAAUCGGAGCGAGAAGGCGCGCGGAAUCCACAAGUACCGCUCUCUCGACGCUCCGCGUUCGAUUCUGGAGCGAUCCGACGGUGAAAGGAGCUCCAACGGAGACCUUCGGCGGGCAUUGCCUGUCAUCGGGACGCGCGCGUUUACGGGUGAUCCUGAAGGAACUCUUCGUGUAUAUUCCAUCCACCGGUGAUCCGAGCCGCUCGACCUAGAGACUCGAUUGACGGACGACGAGCAACCACAAUGGAGGACGAACUACGUUGUCCCUGCUGCAAGGAGCUGUUCGUGGAACCGGUGUUGCUGCCGUGCUGGCACGCGUUGUGCUUGUCGUGCGCGGUGAACCUGCAAGCGCCGCCGGAUUCGCCGCCAGAGUCAACCGCCGACUCGUCAAACGCACCCGGCUCCGACCAGGAAGCCGACAAACUCUCGAUCCUGUCGGAGACCGACUCCGGCGUGGUGUGCAGCAGCACGUCGACCAGCUCGAGACCGGGCAGCUACGUCGGCACCCCGGGCAACGGCGGUUUCCCGCCGUCCGGCGGCACGCUCUGUCUCUCGUGCCCCGUCUGCCAGAAGACGGUCUACUUUGAUGAGGGCGGUGCCCACAAUUUGCCCAAGUAUCGGGCGAUGCAGCACAUCGUUGACAAGUAUCAGGAGUCGCGUAACACGCGGAUGCAAUGCCAGAUGUGCGAGGGAGAGCCGCGCGACGCCACCGUCGCGUGCGAGCAGUGCGAGGUUUUAUACUGCGAUGCAUGCAGGGAGUCCUGUCAUCCGAAGAGAGGUCCACUGGCGGCCCACAAUUUGGGACCACCGAGAGGCAGCUGGCAAUCGAGCGGCAGCAAAGGAUCCCGUGGCCUGGGGCCUGAAGGCACACCGGUAUGCAACGACCACAAUGGCGAAGCGGUGACCCUAUAUUGUGCCCUAUGCAAGAUCGCGAUAUGCGCCUUGUGUCUUCGUGAUCGUCACGCUGCACAUUCUCACGACGUUCUGCCGUUGGCUGCUGCCUGCAAAGCUCAAAAAACGGAGCUGUCGCAGAAUCUGCAGCAGCUGUCGGAGAGGGCCCGCUCGACGACGGAGUUCAUUCAAAGGCUCAAAGGAAUGACGGAUAAAGUGCACGAGGAAUGCGUGACGCUUGAAGAGGAAGUGGAGGAUCGAGUGGCGAAUCUAGUGAGCCUGCUACAGGCGAGAAAGUCGCGGCUGAUCGAGGCCGCCCGACAGACCCGGGAGGCCAGGGUGCGCUCGCUGCGAGACCAGGUGGCGAGAUGCGCCACUCACUUGCAGGCGACCACAGCGCUGCUCACCUUCUGCAUCGAGGCGUUAAAGGAGACCGACAGCGCGGCCUUUCUACAGAUUGGCGGCAUGUUAUCGGUCCGAGCGGCCACUGCUGCCGGAUCCUGGGGUGGCGCCGAGGGAGUGCAAGAGAUCGCUCGUUUGCCAUUGUUGGAUCUUACCCUGGAUGACAAGCCGUUGCGCCGGGCUAUCGAUCAGCUCACCUUCGUCCAGCUCAAACCACCCGGAGCGCCCCUGCUGAUCCCCGAGGAGUGCAGUGCCGAGAAUAACAGCGUCACCGUCGCCUGGCAGCCGCCACCUGGACACGGAAUGAUGGGCUGCGCCGGGCAGAGGGGUCCCGCCAUCGAGGGAUAUCUCUUGGAGCUGGAUGACGGCUGCGGCGGGGAGUUCAGGGAGGUGUAUUGCGGCCGCGAGACCAUCUGUACGGUGGACGGGCUGCACUUCAACUCGCUCUACAACGCCAGGGUGCGGGCGUUCAACAGCGCAGGCGAAGGCGAGUACUCGGAACUGAUCGGCCUUCAGACUGCGGAGGUGGCGUGGUUCUCGUGGGCGACUGGCGCGGCCGGCAUACCGCAGGAGGUGUCCAUAUCCGAGGACGCGAUGAGCGCGUCCUGCGAGGGCUACGAGCACCGCGUGGUCCUCUCAAGCGUCGGCUUCUCGCGGGGUGUGCACUAUUGGGAGCUGACCAUCGAUCGAUACCACAGUGACACUGAUCCGGCCUUCGGUAUUGCUCGGGCCGACGUGUCGCGUGAUCAGAUGCUGGGCAAAGACGACAAGGGUUGGAGCAUGUACAUAGACCGGCAACGUUCGUGGUUCAUGCACGGUGGCGGUCACGCGCAGAGGACAGACGGCGGCGUUCAGCAAGGCUCGACCGUUGGCGUGCUGCUCGACCUCGAGACCACACACACGCUACGCUUCUUCGUCAACGAUCAGCCGCAGGGCGGUAUCGCCUUUCGCGACCUCUACGGCGUCUUUUACCCGGCGGUCAGCCUGAACCGCGGAGUUACGGUGACCCUUCACACCGCCUUGGACGUGCCGCGUCACCUACUGGCGCUUCACGAGGAGUACAUCAGUGACAUCGUUCAGAGCUAGGGGUACCUCAACGUCCUCAAGAAAGGUCUCUCGCAGGAGAUCGGCUCGCCCUUAGGCUCGGUGUAUGUCGACCGAUGUAGGGAUUUUGAGCCGGCGGGCCAGUUAUUGGAAAAGAUUGUCGAGGAGAGUCCGGUCGACGUCAACUGAUCGAUAGAGUACGGCCGAUUGUACGAUCGAUUGUAGUCUCGGCAUUUCUUCCACGACAUCUCUUGGUCGCGUCAUUGAAGUCUCCCGGAGUCACACUGAAGUGUCCGACGAGCCGAGUAGGUUUCGACCCUGUCGCGAUAUUGCGAAGCAAGGGAGCGGCGGUCUCCUCGGGGAUAACGAUGCGUUGUGUGUGUACGUUUGAUUGUUCUUGAAGUGUGUACUCACAUGUGUGUCAGGAGGGGAAUAUUCCCCGCGAGUAUCCGACGAUAUUUCGCAGAGUCCGAGGAUCUAUCUUCCAUAGAGGCGGGCAAACGUCCCGCUCGUAAACUCUCGCUCGGCGAGAGCUCUCGGCGUAACCGAGAGCUAAAUGAGAGAACUGGUCUAACUUUUUAUUCACGGCUCGAGAAUCUGUCCCCUCGUCCCCGAGGAUGUUAAUCUGGACGAGAUAUUUGUCUCGCGCUGUACGCACUCGCCUGAAUAUAAACGGAUUCCACGAGAGGAAUAACGAUUCAACAGGUCCAGAGAAACUUCGGGCGAGGUUUCCGAGGGAGGCGUAAACCGUUGACCUUUUUGAAUCCCGCUUGUUCGAGAAGCUGAAACUUAGAAUCGGGACUGCGGUGGAAAUUGGGAUCAUCCUCCUGAUUUCACCCGCGCGAUCGGGAUUCGUGCCGGGAAACGGAGCGUCGACAAUAUCGAUCGAGGCCGUGAAUAACAGAAAGGUGGAGAAACACAGGACACGUUGUGAGGUCACUUCUUGUAGGAAGAAGGCAUGAAAGAAGGAAAGAAAGAAAGACUACUUUAUUCCGGAGAAUCGAUGAGACUGAAAUAUAUCAUUCACGCACACAUAUGUCGCGCGAUCCGUAAUAUACCUUCCGUUAGGAUAUCGUGAAAGAGCCAACGUAAAAAGAUAUUCCUCCGACACGCUGAAAAUCUGUCCACUUUUUUUACUCACGCCGUACCCCGCGAGGGGAGCAGAGCAAAGAAAAUAUUUUUUCUUAACGCUUCUAAAGUACGUUUCUUCAACUCGAAUGAUUAUCUCGACGAAAGACCCAAAACACCUCGGAGAGUCGCGUCCCUGACGUCGGUUUAACUGAUUUCGACUCCUUCUACUACGCUACACAGCCAACGUCGUUCAAUCUAAAAGUGCGUAUAUACUUAGCGAACGAACAUCGAAGACGAAUUAUUCGAAUCAUCGACGUAUUGUUUUGAACGGAGCAUGCGGCAAGAUUUUUUUAUCUUUCGAGUCGACGGACCUGGAAAGAGAGAAGUAAAUGUUUAGACAUGGAUCUCUCUUUUUAUUAUCUUUUCAUUGGUUGAAUUUUGUCUGACAAGAAGGGAUACAGUAUUAUAUUCUUACAAAUUGGGAAUAUCCUUAACAUAUUUUGCAAUCUAUAAGUGUGUGUAACGCUUGUAACGUAUGUAAACGUCGAAUAAAACUGAAAUUAUUACAUACAUAAAAGUAAUGACUAAAUAUAAUUUCUACUUAUGCAAUGUUUAUUAUACAAAAGAAGUAUGGAAAAUUUUGAAGUACCUCAUGCCUCGGUCUACAUGAGUUGUCACUACCUACACAUCUUUUUGUCUCUCUCUACGUCUGCUAAUACGAUUUCGAUUCUAUGCUCCGCCCAGUGCUACAUGUCGACCUUUGCAAUUGACGUGUAGAGUUUAUACUCUCGGCCAUUCAAGAAGAAGAUUACAUGUCAAUGCUUCAGAUUAGAACGUGUAUAUGUAUUAACGAAUUUUAAUAGAGCGUCCCUCAAGUGAGACGCUCUAUUAAAAUUCGUUAAGACGUAUACUUUCCGGACCGUAACAACGAACGUUCACAUUCGCUAUCCACUCGUUGUACGUUCGCUCAGCGUACACCUACACCUUAAGAAGAGGUAUAUUUGUUGAUUAGAUACUCGACCGAUGACGGUGCGACCAGCGCCCUCGGAAGCGUCCAUUAGCAAAUAGCCAAGUAUCGUCGUCGACGAACUUUGUGGAGAACUGUGCCGCAGGAGAGGCGAUCAAUCGGUCGCUCCGGUGAGAUCGCAUCGAGUACCGAAGAGUCGCCCUGAAUAAGCGCACCUCUUACGGAAUUCAUCGGUUGAUAGGUGGGAGGAGCGCGUGAGAGCGAGAGGUAUCGCCCGUCGGCAACCUCUUCCGAUAUUCUCUGGUUAGGGAACGGCGGUUCUUAGGGCUUCUUACUCUGGGGAGUAGAGUCGAGACGGUAAGCGAAGAGAGCACCUCGAGGGCCGACACAGAGGGCAUCGAGAAGAACCUCGAGUAGCUUCUUCCGUAGCAUGCGUCAGGUAGCCGGUAAAGAAACUCGACUCGUUGCUCCCACCGUGCGGUGUCUGUCGUGUUUUACCUGUUUUUUUUUUUUUUCGUCGAUCGCGUAAUUAACUCUUUCAGCACCUGCCGCCCUGUGUACGCGGCUCCGCUCGCGACGAUUUAUCAGAGGGAGUAUCGUUAGCUUCGCUGGCUGUUGGUGUACACUCAGCCAUUGCUGAGGACAGCUUGUACAUUUAUGAUAUUAAUGGCUGCGUUGGCAUGACGUACAGUUGCGAGUUUCGGGAAGUCUUUAUGUGUUUUGCAAAAUGAUGAGUCGGUUUCACGAGGGAAAAAUGUUAUGUACUCUCUAAAGAAACAUGUUUUUUCGUUUACUUUUUUUUAUUAUAACGGACAUGCGGAAUUUAUCUGCCUGAGUAACAUAACGUGUAUUUCUCUCUCUCUCUCUCUCUCAUAUUCUCUUUCACCGAGUUAACACGAUCGCAGUGUGAUUCGAGGCUCCCGUGUACUUCCGUGUUCAUGCCGGUGCUGAAACAGUUAAUGACCGGACGAGGUCGCGAGCAUUGAGUUUCCGAUCGGACGCUGACGAGGCGCGAUCGACGACGACGAUGACAACGAGGUGGCGGAGGAUCGGCCACGAAGGCCGAUAAUUAUCCUACAGCCGACAAAGAAUCGGAAUUCUGUUCGGGACAGAGCUGACCGAACGGUUCUUCGUCCGGCGGUCUCGCGCGAUCGACAGGUCGCUCGAUCGUCCACCCAUUAUCCAUAUCGACACUCGUAUAAGUGUAAUCGCGUAGGCGUUAAGCUCCAUUAAAGCGUAUAGACAGUAAAGCGUAUAAAACAAUGAAUGCUGCCGCGACUUUAGUGUACAAUAACGAAUCGAGUAUACGUUUUCUAGUCUUCGAUAGAAAUCCCGAUCGGACCCUUCUCCGUCCCAUCCUCAUCUCACCUCUUUGUUUACUGUCCUUCCUCGCGUUCCUUUCACUUUUCGUCUCGCCCGAUUUCCUACUAUUUCUUUUUUUUACGACUUUGUAUCUCUCGACAGUCAGGAGAACAACAGGACACACUAGGUCCUGGUCGCGCUCGUAGACAUGAGUCCUCCGUUAUAUUCCGAUGUAACGAUAAGCCGGAUGCGAUGGACAUCGCUGUUGUCUGCAGCGAGCGCACGCCUUCCGGCGCCCGUGUAUAUACUUUGUACAUAUAUGUAUGACUAUCGAUUGUAACGCCGAUAAAUUUGCCGAUUGUAUCAUUUACGACUGUAUCGGAUCAAUAAAACGCAACGAAAACGCC